Molecule: messenger RNA, 6847 nt
Organism: Spea bombifrons (plains spadefoot toad)
Lineage: Eukaryota; Metazoa; Chordata; Amphibia; Anura; Pelobatidae
Gene: MYOF
Product: myoferlin
Exons: 55
Coding region: 107-6334 (2075 amino acids)
Biological process (GO): membrane fusion; plasma membrane organization
Cellular component (GO): membrane
Source: RefSeq, a predicted model, not a curated record
GAGAUCAGUUUACAGGAGCUGCCUUGUCCCAACACAAGGCUGGGCAGGCUUCUCCGCGACACGCAGCUUCUCUCCUGAAUGCUCCUCUAUCCCACAUCCUUCCAAAAUGCUCAAGGUGUUUGUGGAUUCAGCGGUUAACAUCCCCAAAACCAAGCUUGGGAAGCCGGACCCCGUUGUCACAGUGAUCUUCAAAGAUGAGAAAAAGAAAACCAAGACGAUCGACAGCGAGCUCAAUCCUGUCUGGAAAGAGCUGCUUGAAUUUGAUUUAAAGAGAAUUCCCCUGGAUUACUCUUCAUCCUUGGAGGUUAUUGUGAAGGAUUUUGAGACUAUUGGAAAAGACAAAUUUAUUGGUAAAGUAACCGUAUCACUUAAAGAAUUUGCCGGUGGCCAGAAUCGAUCCCUCCCGUUUAAAGGACUGGCCCUGAUGAGUGAGAAGGGGCAACCCAUUGGGGCGACCAUUGAUUUGAUGAUCUCGUACGAGUCCCCGGCGUCCGGCUCUAGUAAUCCCAAUGACCCUGGAGGUACUACCGUCCAGGGAGAUGGGGGUAACCUCGAAGACAAAGAAGAUGGGGAGGAUGAAGAUGCUGUUGACGUUGGAAUUAACCCAUACGCCCCAGGAACCCCUGGCCAAGCCGAAAAUCAGGUCGCUAGACGUCUUACGAAGGGAAAGAAGACAAGGAGGAUUCUGUCCAACAAACCUCAAGACUUUCAGAUUCGCGUUCGCGUUAUUGAGGGCCGCCAGCUUUCUGGGAACAACAUCAAGCCGGUUGUGAAAGUUACUUUAGCCGGCCAGACGCACCGGACGAGAAUUAGGAGGGGAAAUAAUCCGUACUUUGAUGAAAUGUUCUAUUACAACGUAAAUAUGACCCCUUUAGAGCUUCUUGAUGAGUCGUUGACCAUUCGGGCAUUCAAUUCUAAUUCAAUACGAGCAGACAGUCUGAUUGGAGAAUUUAAGCUCGAUAUAGGCUUUGUUUUUGACGAACCAGGUCAUGCAGUGAUGCGAAAAUGGGUUCUUCUCCACGAUCCAGAAGACUCGAAUUCUGGGGCAAAAGGUUACCUAAAAGUCAGCAUGUUUGUGGUUGGGACCGGAGAUGAACCUCCGGUUGAAAAGCGAGGGAGAGAAAUUGAUUCGGAUGACGUGGAAAGCAACCUCUUGCUGCCGGCUGGAGUGACGCUUCGAUGGGUGACGUUCUUGCUGAAGAUCUACCGAGCAGAAGAUAUUCCUCAAAUGGACGAUGCCUUCGCUCAGUCAGUCAAGGAGCUGUUUGGAGGAGACUCGGAUAAGAAAAACUUGGUCGAUCCAUUUGUUGAAGUGUCUUUUGCAGGAAAAAAGGUUUGUACUGAUACAAUAGAAAAGAACGCCAAUCCGGUGUGGAACCAAGCAGUCAACCUCCAAAUAAAGUUCCCUUCUGUCUGCGAGAACAUUAAGCUAACCGUUUACGACUGGGAUAGGCUUACUAAAAAUGACGCCAUUGGAACAACCACUUUGAGUCUGUCUAAGAUUGCUGCUUCGGGCGGAGAGAUGGAUGAAUCUGACUCUACGGGAGUUGGGUCUUCAGCAUUGGAAGGCAUUACUGACAAGCAAGAAGUCGGGUUUUUACCAACUUUCGGACCUUGUUACCUAAAUCUCUAUGGAAGUCCGAGAGAAUACACCGGUUUCCCGGACCCUUAUGACGACUUGAACUUUGGGAAGGGCGAAGGGGUCUCGUAUAGAGGAAGGAUCUUGGUUGAACUCAUUACUAAACUCGAUGGCACUCCUUCCAAGAAGAUUGAGCCUAUUCCAAGUGAUGACCUUCUUGUGGUCGAGAAAUAUCAGCGCAGGAGGAAGUUCAGCCUGUGUGCCGUCUUCCACGCGGCCACCAUGCUGCAAGACGUGGGGGAAGCCCUGCAGUUUGAAGUUAGUAUCGGAAACUAUGGAAAUAAAUUUGACAGCACUUGCAAGCCGCUCGCAUCGACGACACAGUACAGCCGUGCGGUGUUCGACGGAAACUACUAUUACUACCUCCCGUGGUCAUCCAAAAAACCCGUGGUAACACUAACGUCCAGCUGGGAGGACAUCAGUCAUCGGAUGGAUGUUGUCAACAUUCUACUGUCCAUAAAAGAUCGUCUGCAAAACAACAUAUCUGCCCUUAAAUCUGCAAUAGAGGCAAAGCUUCCUGAUACCCGAUUGGCUGACAUCUGGCUUAGGUUAAUUGAUCAGCUUAUUGAGGAUAUAGUGAAACCACUGCCUUCCAUGGAAGGGAAGGCUAAUGUAACCAUGCUGGACAUACAGCUGGAAAAGCUGAGGAAAAGCUCUCUGAGACUCAUCGGGGAGUCGGCGGUCAAAAUGCGGGGGGAGGCCACCGACGUGAAAGCAACUCUGCCAGAGAUCGAAGACUGGUGCGAAAGAAUACAGCAACUUUCCGAAGAGCCUCAAAACUGCAUGCCGGAUGUAAUCAUCUGGAUGAUUCGAGCAGAGAAGAGGUUGGCGUACGCUCGCGUCCCGGCCCACCAGGUUCUCUAUUCCACCACAAGCCCGGAAGCUUGCGGCAAAUACUGCGGAAAGACGCAGACCAUCUAUUUACAGUAUCCGCUUGAUAAAAAUAACGGCAUCAAGAUCCCAGCUCAGCUGAGGGUGAAUAUAUGGCUGGGAUUGUCUGCCGUCGAAGGCAAGUUUAACAGCUACGCCGAAGGAACUUUCAGCGUUUUUGCAGAAAUGUAUGAAAACCAAGCCCAGAUGUUUGGGAAGUGGGGCACCACGGGACUGCUCAAGAGACCCAAAUUUUCCGACGUCACGGGGUCAAUCAAACUGAAACAAGAAAGCUUCCUGCCUCCAAAGGGGUGGGAAUGGGAGGGCGACUGGGACGUGGACCCCGAACGGAGUUUAUUGACAGAAGCAGACGCUGGCCACAGCGAGUUUACAGAUGAAGUAUAUCAAAACGAAAGCCGAUAUCCCGGCGGCGAAUGGAAACAGGCAGACGAGCCGUACACCGAUGCCAACGGAGAGAAGAGUUCCUCGCCCGGUGAGAUCGAUUGCCCUUACGGAUGGCUUUGGGAGGACGACGCGUGGAUUUACGAUAUAAACCGAGCCGUGGAUGAAAAAGGCUGGGAAUACGGGAUCACAAUUCCCCCAGACAACAAACCCAAAUCCUGGGUGGCGUCUGAGAAGAUGUAUCAUACGCACAGGCGUCGGAGACUGGUUCGAAAGAGGAGGAAGGACCCCACCGUCUCCUCUUCCACCACCAAGGCGCUAUCCGUUCAGGACCGGGAAGGAUGGGAAUACGCUUCUCUCAUAGGCUGGAAGUUUCACGUGAAGGAACGCAGCUCCGAUACGUUCCGCCGGAGGCGAUGGAGAAGAAAAAUGGCCCCUUCGGAUAGGCUUGGGGCAGCCGCCAUCUUCAAGCUGGAGGGAGCUCUUGGAGCAGAUACAAGUGCAGAUGAUGAAGAAAAGAAAAGUUCAGAGAAGGGGAAAGAAUCGGCGACCGCUAUCUUUGGGGCGAAUACCCCCAUUGUCUCUUGUACCUUUGGAAAAGUCUAUAACUACCACCUGCGCUGCUACCUCUAUCAAGCCAGGGGUCUCAUCGCCUUGGAUAAAGACAGCUUUUCCGACCCCUAUGCUCAUGUUUCCUUCCUUCACCGAAGCAAGACCACAGAGAUCAUCCAUUCAACCCUUAACCCGACAUGGGACCAAACACUUAUAUUCAACGAAAUAGAAAUCUAUGGAGACCCGCAAACUAUUGCACAGAACCCUCCCAACGUGGUCAUCGAGAUAUUUGAUAACGACCAAGUGGGAAAAGACGAAUUUCUCGGCAGAAGUACAUGCGCGCCCAUGGUGAAACUGAACCCCGAGGUCGAUGUAACGCCGAAGCUUUUCUGGCAUCCGGUGAUGAACGCGAAUCAGCACUGCGGGGACGUUCUCGUUGCUGCUGAACUCAUUCUCCGUGAUAAGGAGGGAUCCAAUUUGCCGAUUCUUCCGUCCCAGAGAGCUCCAAAGCUUUACAUGGUGCCCCAGGGAAUCCGUCCGGUGGUUCAGCUCACUGCCAUUGAGAUCCUCACUUGGGGUUUACGUAACAUGAAAAGUUACCAAAUGGCGUCGGUGACUUCCCCCAAUCUUAUCGUGGAAUGCGGUGGAGAAAUUGUGCAGUCGGCGGUGAUCAAGAACCUUAAGAAGACUCCAAACUUCCAAAGUUCUAUCCUCUUCAUGAAAGUGCUUCUGCCAAAGGAAGAAAUGUAUGCGCCACCCAUAAUCAUCAAAGUCGUAGACAACCGGCCCUUUGGGAGGAAGCCGGUGGUCGGCCAGUGCACGAUCGACGCGCUCGAGGAAUUCCGCUGCGACCCGUACGCUACGAAGCAAGAUGAGGCACCAGAGAUGAGAGUGGCGCUGCUGGCCUCGGCACCUUCCCGCGAUGUAAUCAUUGAGGUUGAGGACACCAAACCGUUACUAGCAAAUCAGUUAUUAAGCAGUAUGUCAACAGCAGUCGGAAAAAUGACAUCACCAACCACCGUGCAUGUAUGUAUGUAUGAGGAAGAGAUUGUCGACUGGUGGAGCAAAUAUUACGCUUCAACAGGAGAGCAUGAGAAAUGUGGGCAGUACAUACAGAAGGGCUAUGACACGCUGAAGGUGUAUAACACCGAACUGGAGAGUGUUCCUGAAUUCCGUGGUCUUACAGAUUUCUGCGAUACGUUUAAACUGUACAGAGGGAAGUUUGAGGAGAACGAGGACCCGUCCGUUGUAGGAGAGUUUAAGGGCUCCUUCCGCAUCUACCCCCUUUCAGAUGAUCCCAAUAUUCCUGCACCUCCUCGACAGUUCAGAGAGUUGCCGGACAGCGGUCCACAAGAGUGUAUAGUGCGCAUAUACAUCAUUAAAGGAAUAGAUCUGCAACCAAAAGAUAACAAUGGGCUGUGUGAUCCUUAUGUCAAAAUUACACUGAGCAAGAAAGUGAUAGAAGAUCGGGAUAACUAUAUUCCCAAUACUCUGGAUCCCUGUUUUGGAAGAAUGUAUGAACUCAGCUGCUUUUUGCCUCAAGAAAAAGACCUGAAGAUUUCUGUUUAUGAUUACGACGCGCUGACACGGGAUGAGAAAGUAGGCGAAACCGUCAUAGAUCUGGAAAACCGCUUCCUGUCACGCUUUGGGAGUCAGUGCGGAAUCCCCCAAACCUACUGCGUUUCAGGAAUAAAUCAAUGGAGAGAUCAAUUGAAACCCACCCAGAUCUUACAGAAUGUCGCACGAUUAAAAGCGCUUCCUCCUCCUGUGUAUUCAGAAAAUGGAACAAAAGUCUGUUUUGCGGGACGUGAGCACACACUCAAUGAUUACGAAAGUAACAAACAAAUUCACCAGCACCUGGGACCUGAGAAUGAGCGUCUGGCCCUGCAUGUCCUGAAGACCCAAGGUCUUGUUCCUGAGCAUGUUGAAACCAGAACUUUGUAUAGCACUUUCCAGCCAAACAUUCCACAAGGUAAAUUACAGAUGUGGGUUGAUAUUUUCCCUAAAAAUUUAGGACCACCUGGACCACCCUUUAAUGUCACGCCACGGAAAGCUAAGCAGUAUGUCCUUCGAGUCAUUGUUUGGAACACCAAAGAUGUCCUCCUAGAUGAGAAGAGCAUUACGGGUGAAGAGAUGAGUGAUAUUUAUGUUAAAGGUUGGAUUCCUGGCAACGAAGAAAAUAAGCAGAAAACAGAUGUGCACUAUCGGUCACUGGACGGCGAAGGGAACUUUAAUUGGAGAUUUAUUUUCCCGUUUGAAUAUCUUCCAGCUGAACAACUGUGCAUUAUUUCUAAAAAGGAACAUUUUUGGAGCCUCGAUAAGACUGAAUUUAAAUUGCCACCCAAGCUGGUCCUUCAAAUAUGGGACAACGACAAAUUUUCACUGGAUGACUACCUGGGUUUUGUGGAGCUUGAUUUGCAUCGCACGAUAAUCCCGUCAAAAACUCCGGAAAAAUGCAGUUUAGACAUGGUCGACCAGGUCAAAACUGCCAAGGCGGCCUCUUUAUUCGAACAGAAGUCCAUGAGAGGCUGGUGGCCGUGCUACGCAGAAAAGGACGGCAAACGCAUUCUAGCUGGAAAAAUCGAGCUGACGUUGGAAGUGCUCAAUGAAAAAGAGGCAGAAGAAAGACCAGCUGGCAAAGGGCGAGAUGAACCUAACAUGAACCCGAAGUUGGACCCACCAAACCGACCAGAUACCUCCUUCCUUUGGUUCACAAAUCCGUGCAAGACAAUGAAAUUUAUUGUCUGGCGCCGAUUUAAAUGGGUCUUCAUUGGAAUCAUCAUCUUGCUUCUGGUUAUACUAUUCCUCGCAGUGUUCCUGUAUUCUCUUCCAGGCUAUGUUUCAAUGAAGAUCGUGAAACCAUAUCAAUAAGAGAAAACGGCAAAAAAAAAAGUUACAUUCCCAUCCUGAGCCAAGUUAUGUAGAUUUUGUUUUUUCCGCUCCCCUUUCAGUAGUGGUUCUGAACCGACAACUUGUCAGACGCUUAAAAUGAAUAGUAAGGAGAGAAAAAAAAAAACUUAAAACCAAGGUUAGUGAAGGUUCAUGGGGUCAAAACAAGAGUAAACUGUCACUUUUCCACAUUUCAAAGCACACCUCUGGCCGAGUCCACCAGAAAUGUACCAAUUUCUAUAUAUUCCGUAUAAAAAAUGUUUUUGGUAUUUUUUUUUUUUGACCUUCUAUAGCUGACCCAAGAAAGAGUUAAUCUUCUCACUUGAAACACGUUUUAUUAUAUGACUGCUUAAAAGUGCAAUAACUUGUACUAUGUAAUGUACAUGUAUAUGAUGAAAAAAAAAAUGCAAUAUUGUCUUGUUGUUUUUUCCAUGUAGAAAUUUUAUAAUUGUACCUAUCUAUAAAACACAGCAAAAUAAAUAUCACUGUUUUCCA